Messenger RNA from Electrophorus electricus (electric eel), 1647 nucleotides. It is a transcript of the gene terf1, whose product is annotated as telomeric repeat binding factor (NIMA-interacting) 1. Gene Ontology annotation, cellular component: nuclear telomere cap complex; nucleus; chromosome, telomeric region. The record is from RefSeq and is a predicted model, not a curated record. Gene Ontology annotation, molecular function: ankyrin repeat binding; DNA binding, bending; telomerase activity. Lineage: Eukaryota; Metazoa; Chordata; Actinopteri; Gymnotiformes; Gymnotidae. Gene Ontology annotation, biological process: negative regulation of telomeric D-loop disassembly; negative regulation of DNA replication; telomere maintenance via telomerase.
CUAGAUAUCGGUGCACAAUGGACACAAACACCGCUGUGGAAAGCCAAGGGGUUAUAUCGAGCACUAGCGACGGCGGAAAAUUAACAUUUAGUGAGGUAGAAUGCGUUACCAAGUCGUGGAUUGUAGACUUCUACUUCUUGUCUCUGUGUCGUUACUAUAAAGAAAAAAACGUUGCGAAGUUUAGCAAAACUUUAAGAGCUUUUGAAGUGAUCGUCGACGAUGACUGCCAUCUGCAGGAUGUUCAGCAAACGAAGAGAACAAUCUGUUGUUUCCUUUCUAGAAUUACGGAUGGGAAAAACUUGGACGUGCACUAUGACCCUAAUAGCAGCAUUACUCCACUGAUGUCGGCCCUCCAAGUGUGGGAGUGCCUGAAGACUGCAGUGGCUGAUACUAGCCUGCAUGAUAACGUCAGAGUCCUGCUGUUUGUUCAGUCUGUGGGUGUGUGUUUGGAGAUGGGGAAGGUGCAGCUAGCGGCAGAGACUCUAAAGUGGCUCGAAACGGAGACUGACUUACCACAGAAAUUGCAGCGAAAACUGUCCACAGUUUUGAACAAGAAAGAUGCCCAUGAUCAACUGCUAAUGAGUUUCUCUUAUAACCGUCUGAUUGAGAGUGUCAGCACGUUCCUGGACAUGUUUCUUGAGGAAUAUCCAUCUGACUUUUUACUAAAGGCUGCAUCACAAGUUGUCCAAGUUCGUCAGGAGAGAUCAGAAAGGGAAGAAUCCACACCAACUAGCCACACAUCAGAAAUUUCUGCAAAAAUUGAGGAACAAAUAAUUUCAUCCGAGUUAAAUCUGAGACCCAAAAAGAAAUUGUUCUCAACAAGAUCUAUUCAUCCGUGGAAACCUGAGACUGCAAAGAAGUCCCUGUGUGUCCCUCGCAAAACGUCCAGAUUAAAAGUGUCCAGACUGAGUUUUAAAGACGAGCAGGGUUUGGCCAGCCUUCCUUCAGACAAGCAGGGUUUGGCAAGCCUUCAACACAGAGGAAAGCGGAUGUGGACUUGGGAAGAAGACAGGCACCUGAGAGCUGGGGUGAAGGCUUAUGGUGAGGGAAAAUGGGCCAAAAUCCUGGAGCAGUUUGAAUUUCCAGAGCGCACCAGCGUCAUGCUUAAGGACAGGUGGAGAACCCUUAAGAAAAAUGGAAAGGACUUCUGAGGUUAUCUGAACUCUCCGUGACUUUCAAGCAACAGCCCGUGGUAGCUAGCCAAAUGUUUUUGCUUACAAUAACAGGAAAGAUUAAGUGGAGUAAGUUAUUGACCAUAAAGACGCAAGCUGUCCGAGCAUCUUAUGCAGUUACUCCACACACCUGCUUAACCUACUGUGACACAUCCUCAACAUUAAUCGUGUUUCAGUAGCCUGAAAUUUCAUGUUGGUGUGCCAUUUGGAAAUAAGAAUUGGAGCAAAGAUUCUGUUUUUAGUUUAUCUACAUUUGUAUAAUUGUUUCUAAAUGCCUGCAGGAAUCGAAUGUUUAUCAGUUUGAAUAAUUCCUUUGAAAAGAGAAAACCGGGGGCUACAGUUCUAUUAUUCAUGUUUGUUUCAAUUCUUGUAUUCUUGCAUCAACAAAUAUAGGUAGGUUUAUAUGGUGACUCCUGAUCCAGUCAAAUGUAGUGUGUUUUGGGAAACCUAAUUAAACUUGACAUGCUUCUCUUUA